Messenger RNA from Oncorhynchus gorbuscha (pink salmon), 2718 nucleotides. RefSeq lists its product as uncharacterized. The coding region runs from base 124 to 2718 and encodes 864 amino acids. The record is from RefSeq and is a predicted model, not a curated record. The transcript is spliced from 3 exons. NCBI's taxonomy places the organism in Eukaryota, Metazoa, Chordata, Actinopteri, Salmoniformes, Salmonidae.
UGCAGGACAAUGGGGUAGUUGUAGCCAGCGAUGGGCUGCCUUGAGGCAGGGGUCCUCCUCAUUGGUGCUGAUGGGCCUGCAGGACUCUCAGGGGUCUGAGCUGAGGGUGUUUUUAGGACUAGCAUGGGGCAGAAUCAAGAUAAGGUGGAGGAUGAACAGGCCAGCGGUGGAGAAGCGGAGGAGAGGGGGCCCUGCAUCGACCUGGAGGAUGCAAGUGGGGGCACGGGCGUUGCCAUGGAGGGAGGAACCCCCCGUGAGGAGGCCGGUAAUGCCGGGGAGGAUCCAGGGAAAGCAGCCGCUGAGAAUCUGGAUGAAGGCCCAGGCAGCGAGCCAACAACACCUUCGGCAGAGAAAAACCUUAGCACUCAGAAAAGGGUGAGUCCUUCCAUGGAGGGGGAGGUGAGAGAGGAAGGGGCUGGAGGAGAGGAGGGAGGCAGGACUGCUCUACUGACUCCACAGGAUCCGGACAAUAGCCAGAGCCCAGAGAGUCACACACAGAGUGAGGUGAAGGCCAGAAUACCCAGACAAUCCACCCAAAACGAGAGGGAUAAGGAGAAGAAGGAGGGUAAAACUGCCAAGAUGUACCGUCGAGAUGAGAGAACAGCUCCACAUCAGAAAAACCCGGAAGAAAACCUCUGCUCUGCUUUAGGGGAAGUUACUGGGCAGAUGUAUAAUCCAGCUGUGGAGAAAACUGAUGCCACUGUUUCAAUGGGUGAGGCCACCAUGGAAUACAAGAAGGAGGGUUCUGUAGAAGUUGGCAUGGGUGGGACUAAUACGGGAACUACUGAUGACGUCGAACAAGAGGGAGGAAGAAAGAAGUUGCCUGUUCAGAAAGACCAGGAAAUGAAAAAUGGAACCGUUGAGGAUGAAGACACCGAGUGCACUGAUGGAGCUGUAGUUGGUUUGAGAGAACUGAAGGGUCCCUGUAAGACUAAACAUCAAUCAUCAUUGAAAAAGGCCAAAGGGAAAAAGUGUCUGUCAGUUGUGGGUGGGACCUUGAACCAUGACCAUCCAACAGUGGGAAAGGUAAAGCCACAUGACAAUGAAAACAAGGGUGACAUUGAGAAAGAGAAUAAAGCGUCAGAGGCAGCAAGAUGUGACAUCGAGUCUGGCCGGAAUGAUAAUCACAAACAAAGUGAGCUGGACAAGGCAGGAUCCCCUACAGUUGACCCUCCCAAUCAAGGGGACAAAGAAGACCUGUCCAUGGUGCCUACAGUAGGGCCAAGCUCUAUUUUGGAGAAGCUACUGAAAAGAAACAAAAAUGAGGCGUCUCCAGAUCUCUCCAAAGUUAGAAAUGUGGUCUCUGUGUCAAGGGACCAAUCUGACGACCAUGACCAGCUGAAAACAUCUGAGACGAAGCCUCCUCCACAGGGUGUUGAGACAGUGGCGAUAUCAACACCAAUAUCAGCAGUGAAGGAAACAAAACCAAAACAUGUCGUCAUGAAAACAACACCAAAAUCAUCCGCUGAUGUUGCAAAGACCGCUCCAUCAGAUAAAAAUAUCCCUGAAUUACAGUGCGAUGUUGAGGAAGAAACCAUGUCGUCAUCAUCCUCUGUAUGUGCAACAGAGAGACCCCCUGGAGCAGAAGUUAACACCAAGCCCUGCCAUGAGGAGGAUCAUCCACAAAGUCUGACAAAGAGUGAGCAGGCAGGGAAAACUGCUCAGGACUCCACAGAUAUAAUCUGUCUACCAGCUUCACUUCUAGAGACUGAAUCUGUCUCUGACCGAGAAGCGAGGACAUCCUCACCAAUGGAUGAAGCUGACUGUCAAGAUUCAGAGCAGGAUUCAGCAACAACAGUUGCCUCGCACCAAAACGAGGAGAAGACGAUGGAAAAUAACCCCCCAGCUGAAACGCAGUCACCAGAGAGCUCACAGAGUCCACAUGUUGAGGGCAGGCCCUCCUCGAGGAGUGAUGUCAUCGCAGAAAAACCUGCAUCUUCCUCAGUGUCUGAGGUCAUCACUGAGUCUACAGAGUCUACAUCCUGCAACAAAGAGGAUGAUCAAACCACAGAGCCCCUGCCUUUGCACAAAAUGGAUGAAUCCCCCAGCACCAUCCCUGUCACUGAGAUUCCUCCAUCACAAACAGAAAAUAUCACUGCUGGGAAUACAACACCUAGCCUAUGCACCUCAGAGGCCUUGGAUGAUGAUUCUAUGGAGGAGGCUAAGACCAAUAAUGACCCUCGUCAAAUUACAGACAUCCCAGUUGUAGUGAUAGAGGCUACCCUUGCCUCGGUAGGAACUGGGAUGGCUCUAUCAGAAGAAAGCCAAUGGAGUAUGGAUGAGAAGCUUCAGUCUCAAAAUGAGACUUUAAAAACAGAGCCUCUGUCACAGCAAGUCACAGAGCGCACCACUGCAGUACAUUAUGAUGAAAAGUCUACCCAGGACAACGACGAAACUGCCUCAGAGUGUGACAAACACCAGGAUACUCCUAAAUCGAGGCCUGUUUCUGAACUCAUAAAGGAGAACAUUCUACUACAAGAAAAGCUGAAGCAUCCAGAUUUGACAAAGCCAUUGGAAGCAAAGCCUGAUUGGGUUUCGGAGCAAGCCCAGUCUGUGAAGGUGGCUCAAAUGUUGGCGGCUUUUGACUUCCCCAAGAAGUCCCCAGAGAAGGCACUGGAGAGGAAACCAUCUGUGAGAAAAGUCAAAGAUGUCCCAGCCUCAGCUAGCUCGCAGCAUAUCUGCAAACUGCCAAUAUCUGUAGCCAUGGCCCUGCAUUGA